Messenger RNA from Fulvia fulva, 651 nucleotides. RefSeq lists its product as uncharacterized. NCBI's taxonomy places the organism in Eukaryota, Fungi, Ascomycota, Dothideomycetes, Mycosphaerellales, Mycosphaerellaceae. The transcript has a single exon. Gene Ontology annotation, biological process: chromosome segregation. The coding region runs from base 1 to 651 and encodes 216 amino acids. The record is from RefSeq and is a predicted model, not a curated record. Gene Ontology annotation, cellular component: MIS12/MIND type complex.
AUGGCCACCGACAUGGACCUCGACCAUCGCCCCCCCUCCCCCGAGCUCCCCCCACCACCAACCCUCUCCGAACCCGGCCCCCGCGCAACCGCCCUCCAAAAACUCUACAACGAAGCAAUAACCCACAUCCUCAAAACCUGCAACUACACCAACUUCUCCUCCUGCUUCCCAACCCCAACCACCACCGUCCCCGGCUCCAUCAAAGUCCUGCACGAACAAUUCACCUCCAAGCUCGGCACCUCCAUGCACAAAGAAUUCGCCUCGAUCCUCGCGGAACGGAACGUGGUCCCCUCCCUCAACGAGCUGGAUUGUUUAAUCGACGAUGCGAAACGGCGGAAGGCGUCCGCCAGUUCUCAGGAUAUGCCUGCGCCGCUGCAUACGCUGCCGGCCAAGCAGCUUUAUAUCUCGCACUUGGCGCCGACGUUGGGGCGGUAUGAGCAGGAGAUGAAAGCGAGGCAGGAAGCGCUAGCGGAGGAGAAUCAGGAGCUUGUUGGGAAGGUGUUGCAGCAGAGGAGGGAGAUUCAGCAGUUGAUGGCGGGGUUGGAGGGGGUUGUGAGGGAAUUGAAUGGGAGUGUUGAGGCUUUGAGUGGACAGGAUUUGGAGGGGAUGAGGGAGGGGAUGAGGGAGGUUGAUGAGGAGAUGAGGGAUUGA